GACUGCAGCUUUGUUGCGCUCGUAGGAUGUGGUGUAACUGACAUUUGGGGUCACUUCACCUUUUGAAGCAUGCUGCAUGUGCAGACCAGUUUGAUUAUUUGCAUGAUUGCAGCUUCUGAUUUGAUAGAGCGGUGGUUUGUGUGUGUGCACAAUAGCAUUUACAUGAGGCUUAAAUUAGAAAAAUGAGAUUCAAAGAAGUGCCAUUCUCAGAGCAGAGCAGAGGAAGCACUUGUGAAAGCCCUUUUCUUCCUCUUUUCUUAGCAGCUUUCCUGUGCUGUCUCUUUCAGCAUCUGAAAAUGUCCAGGAAGGUUGUGAGGUCCAGUAAGUUCCGCCACGUCUUCGGCCAGGCCGUGAAAGCCGACCAGUGCUACGAUGACAUCCGUAUCUCUCAGAUGACGUGGGACAGCAACUUCUGCUCCGUCAACCCCAAGUUCGUGGCCAUGAUCGUGGAGGCCAGCGGCGGCGGCGCCUUCAUGGUGCUGCCUCUGAACAAGACGGGUCGUAUCGACAUGAAUUACCCCACCGUGUGUGGACACACAGGCCCGGUCCUGGACAUUGAGUUCUGUCCUCACAAUGACAACAUUAUUGCCAGUGGCUCUGAGGACUGCAGCAUCAUGAUCUGGGAGAUCCCAGACUGCGGGUUGACCACGUCACUCACGGAACCUGUUGUCAAGCUGGACGGUCACUCCAAACGUGUUGGCAUCCUGAGCUGGCACCCCACCGCCCAUAAUGUGCUCAUGAGCGCAGGUUGUGAUAAUGUUGUGAUCCUGUGGAAUGUGGCUCGCGGGGAGGCUGUGGUGAGGAUCGACACUGUGCACCCUGAUCUGAUCUACAGCGCCUGCUGGAACAGGAACGGCUCCAGGAUCCUCACCUCCUGCAAGGACAAGUGUCUGCGAAUCCUUGACCCACGCAAAGGCACUGUCCUGGUGGAGAAGGAGAAACCCCACGAGGGCUCCAGACCCGUCAGGGCGGUGUUCAUGUCUGAUGGGAAGAUCCUCAGCACCGGCUUCAAUCGUAUGAGCGAACGGCAGAUGGCGCUGUGGGACCCAAACAACCUUGGCGAGCCACUGUCGCUUCAUGAGCUGGACACCAGCAGUGGAGUUCUCCUGCCUUUUUAUGACCCUGACACGGGUAUCGUCUACCUCUGUGGCAAGGGAGACAGCAGCAUCCGUUACUUUGAGGUGACUGACGAAGCUCCUUACGUCCACUACCUCUCCAUGUACAGCAGCAAGGAAAGCCAGAAAGGGAUGGGGUACAUGCCCAAGAGGGGUCUUGAGGUCAACAAAUGCGAAAUCGCCAGGUUUUACAAACUCCAUGAGAGGAAAUGUGAGCCCAUCAUCAUGACCGUUCCUCGCAAGUCCGACCUGUUCCAGGAAGACCUGUACCCCGACACCAUCGGCCCUGAGCCUUCUGUGGAGGCCGAUGAGUGGUUUCAAGGAAAAGACGGGGAGCCGCGGCUGGUUUCCUUAAAGGACGGGUUAGUAGCGACCACCAAACCCAGAGAGUUCAAAGUGAACAAAACCUUCCUGAAAACCAUGACUGCUCCCGCAGUGAAUCAGCAGGACAGCAUCUCGGAAGUUCAGUCCCUGAGGAAGGAGGUGAAGGAGCUGAAGGCAGCGGUGGAGGAGCUCACCAAGCGUGUGUGUCAGCUGGAGCAUUAAACCAGUGAGGAGUUCUAAAUAUGAGCAUCAAAAGAGAACAAACUGAGUGAGCGACAGAAGACAGCAGGGAAAGAUUGACCAGGGCUUUAUGAAUCUUUUUUUCAGGAUUUAGGUGCUUGAAGCUUGAAUUUUUGAAUUUGGUUCAUCUUUUUUCUUUUUCUUUUUUUUUUAAAGAAAUUCAUAUUUUAAUAUAUGCUUUUAUUUUAAAAAUAAAGUCCAGUGUUUUCAAAGUACUGGUUUUAUUGUUCUUUAAUCUUACUGAAAAACAAGAAUUACACCGCUUGUUUGAGCAACACAAACUUUGUUCAAUCCCAACAAGAAUGACAAAGAAAGUAAAAAUAAUAUAUAUUUUACAAAGCGUUGGACGUGAUGUAACAUAUCUGAGAAAGAAGUGAAAGAAAAUGCUCCCUGAGGUGCCUUUGGUUAAACAUUACUUUUACAAUGUUUUUUUUUUUUAAAAAAGCAUCCACAGCUGAAGAUGGAUUUCCUGAGGCUUUGGAGAAGUCUGGACAUGUAGCUUCUAAACUGCAGGGAGCGAAUCGAUGAACAAGUUCACGUCGUCCCGUUUAUUAACACCACAGCUCCAAAACAACAAGUCAGGUGAGCUUUGAUACCCCAGAUCGAUUAAAAAACAAAACAAAAAACAACAAGCUUGUUUUGGUGAUGUAAUAUCCCCAUAGACAUUUCUGCCACCUGCUGGAUGGUUAGUGUGGACUCUGAGUUGAUGAUGGAUUAGGAGCAGGUGUUUUUGACAGAGACAAACUUAAUGUCAAUCAGAGAAGUAAACCGCUAUUCUUUGUUUCAGAGCAUAUACGUUCUAAAACACACGAUCCCGACCGAAGGAUUUUAUAUGACCAUAGCCAAACCUGAGACGUCUUCCUUCUCUCAAGUACUGCUGCUCAAUGUGGGGUCCGCGGGCCACAUUUGGCCUGCACUCCCUUUGUUUUGACGCACUGUGGCAAUUUACACAUUCUCUGAAAGCUAAUAGAUUAUUGAUGAGGUUUUUUUUUAUUUUAUUUUGUCAGUCCUUCCAUCCCCAUGCUGCUGCCAAAGCAGAUAAAAAUGUUAGAUUUUUUUAUUUUAUUUAGAAAUCUGAUUUUAUUUAUUUGGCAAUAAAGUACAUGUACGUCAGAACAAUACAGUCUAUAAAAUUGCGGAGGAUAACACAAUAAAGCAUCAGACUUAAUAAUGUUGUGGUCAGAAAAAGAAGACAAAAUACAAAUGAAGAAAUACUGAGUAAAAUAACUAACAAAUGAGAUAAUGUAAAUACACGUGCUACAACAAGAGUUGUUCAUUUAAUAUUUUUUAAUAUUGAAUAUUUUUGAAUUUUCAGACUGACUGAAAAAAAGUUUGGAUUUAAAUGAUUUAAAUAUGUACAUCAGUUUCACAUGAUCAUAAUGUCUCCAACUGACACAAUUUUAUUAUGUACGGUGGCUUGCAAAAGUAUUCAGCCUCUUGGUAUUUCACACAUUUUAAUUUGUUUAUGGCGUUUCAAAUACAAAAAAGUAAAUCAGG
Thalassophryne amazonica is the source of this 3176-nucleotide messenger RNA. It is a transcript of the gene coro1a, whose product is annotated as coronin, actin binding protein, 1A. Gene Ontology annotation, biological process: actin filament organization; cell migration. Bases 183 to 1661 code for a protein of 492 amino acids. Gene Ontology annotation, molecular function: actin filament binding. The record is from RefSeq and is a predicted model, not a curated record. The transcript has 11 exons. NCBI's taxonomy places the organism in Eukaryota, Metazoa, Chordata, Actinopteri, Batrachoidiformes, Batrachoididae.